CCAACCACCACCAUGAUCGCUGCUAAGCUGACCCUCCUGCUGGGCCUCCUCGCCACGGCCUUCGGUGACACCUCCUCCGGCCACCAUGGUGGUAUCGGUGGCCUCGGUCACCAUGGUGGUAUCGGUGGCCUCGGUCACCAUGGCGGCCUCGGCCUUCAUGGUGGCAUUGGCCUUCAUGGUGGUAUCGGUCACCAUGGUGGUAUCGGUGUUCAUGGCGGCCUCGGUCACCAUGGUGGAGGAGCCAUCUACGGCGGCGGCCACCAUGCAGUAGUGGACCAUCAUGUCCCAGCUCAUUACACUUACAACUACGGGGUCCACGACGCCUACGCCGGCACCAACUUCGGUCACAGUGAAUCUCGCGACGGCUACAAGACCGAAGGCAAGUACUACGUGAACCUGCCCGACGGUCGCAUCCAGACCGUCACUUACUACGCUGACGAGCACGGCUACCACCCCACCGUCACCUACGAGGGCGUCCCCCACCACCAUCACGCCGCCCCGGUCCAUCAUGGCGGCUACCACUAGAUGUGGACUUCCUGUGACUGUAUUGUGCGAUUUAUUUAUAACUUAAACGACAAAAUGUGAAUUGCGUCUUACAUUUCCCAUUCAGAAGUGAGUUCCUAAUGCUGUUGACUUGUGAAAAUAAAUGACUAUUUAUAA
Homarus americanus (American lobster) is the source of this 660-nucleotide messenger RNA. RefSeq names its product adult-specific cuticular protein ACP-20-like. Lineage: Eukaryota; Metazoa; Arthropoda; Malacostraca; Decapoda; Nephropidae. Bases 13 to 525 code for a protein of 170 amino acids. Gene Ontology annotation, cellular component: extracellular matrix. The record is from RefSeq and is a predicted model, not a curated record. The transcript has 3 exons.